ACGAACGACGAAAUAUGGAUGUGAUGAACAGUACUGGGGAGGGAAGAGGGUGCGAGGGCGAUUUUGACAGGUCAAUUGGAUGCGAAGCCCCUAGAUCUCCCAAACUCAUAUAGAGGAAUCGUAGAUCUACUUUCUCCUUUUCUAUAUUUUUGGAUUGGAUAAGAACCAAUGGGUUUAUGGGAAGCUUUUCUCAAUUGGCUUCGGAGCCUUUUCUUCAAGCAGGAAAUGGAGUUAUCUCUGAUAGGACUUCAGAAUGCUGGAAAGACUUCACUUGUAAAUGUAGUUGCUACUGGUGGCUAUAGUGAGGACAUGAUUCCGACGGUGGGAUUCAAUAUGAGGAAAGUUACAAAGGGCAAUGUAACAAUCAAGUUAUGGGAUCUUGGAGGGCAACCUAGGUUCCGCAGCAUGUGGGAGCGUUACUGUCGUGCUGUUUCUGCAAUCGUUUAUGUUGUUGAUGCUGCCGAUCCUGACAAUCUUAGUAUAUCAAAAAGUGAACUUCAUGAUUUGUUGAGUAAGCCAUCAUUGAAUGGUAUACCCUUGUUGGUGUUGGGGAACAAGAUUGACAAGCCUGGGGCUUUGAGUAAACAAGCAUUGACUGAUCAAAUGGAUCUGACGUCAAUUACUGACAGAGAAGUCUGCUGCUUCAUGAUCUCGUGCAAAAACUCGACUAACAUUGACUCUGUUAUAGAUUGGCUUGUAAAGCAUUCCAAAUCAAAGGGCUAAGACGCUCCUCUCUGCUGGGAAUUCUGUUGUAACUGCUCAUUGAUAAAUUGCUGGAUGUUGGUGGUAGCGUUUGCAUGUCUAAAACUUGGUUUCAAUAGCAUUAUUCUUGGCCUUUUUUACCCCUUCUCUCGGAUGCUUGUUAUGUUAAUAUCAUUCUUGUCCUUUGGGACUUGAACGAGAUGCCAUGUCUGUCAGGGAUUACACUUUUGUUAGUUGAGUGUUAUUUUGUGAGCUAUAA
This is a messenger RNA of Prosopis cineraria, 961 nucleotides long. RefSeq names its product ADP-ribosylation factor-like protein 8a. Lineage: Eukaryota; Viridiplantae; Streptophyta; Magnoliopsida; Fabales; Fabaceae. The coding region runs from base 169 to 723 and encodes 184 amino acids. Gene Ontology annotation, biological process: protein transport. The record is from RefSeq and is a predicted model, not a curated record. Gene Ontology annotation, molecular function: GTPase activity; GTP binding. The transcript has 6 exons.